AUGUCAAGAUAUUGUUCAGAUGCCAGGAGGAACAGGGAGGACCAAGGCAGUGUGCAAGUGAAUGAGAGGAUCCUCGCGGCGCACAAGCGACACCUGGAGAGCAAGGACCAACCCAGACCCACGUCCUUGGUGCCUCUGUCGCAGUUCAACCUGCCCACGCAUUUGCAAACCAAUCCCGGCAACACUGUCUUCUCCAAGCCCUACAUGCCCAUGAACCUAGGAGAACCCAUCUUGGUCCACAAGCCCUUCCACUUCUCCACUGACUCUGCGAGACGCAAGGAAAGCAUCGCGCAGAAAAUCAAGCGCCAUCUCAGCAACGCUGGCUCCAAGGUGAACAGGUCAAAGAGCUUCUACCACAAGGGAGUGCCUAUGAUGUUGGAGAAGCCGCGGGUGUUUGAUGACGUUGUGAGUCAGAUUGAAGCCAGGAGGACCAAGCUGGGCCAGGACAUGUCCUUGUCUGAGUCUUCUUUGCUGCAUCCGGGUCUGGGGCUGGCCCAACACCAGCAGCAGCAGCAUCAUCAUCAGAAGAAGAAGACUGAUUUGGUCCUGACCAAUACCACUGGUGCUGGUGUUGGUGUGCCAAAGAAGGUCCAGCCUCCUGCUGUCAUCAGGCAGCUCAGACACAAGGAGAACCAGAGCUUCAGGGCAAAGAAUACUGCUGCUGCUGCAUCUGCAUCAUCCACUCUGCCUCCACCUACUGGAAGGCCAUCAGGCAAACCUCCUGCUCCAAAAGCACCUCCUGCAAGUGCUGCUGCAGCUCCUGUGUCCACUCCUGUCCCUGCUGCAGUGGCUUCCUCAGGCACAGACUCCAUCAAGCGCUCAGCAAGUGUGCAUACAACCUCAGACUUGGCCAGCAGAGGAAUGAUGCCGAGGUCUCCGAAGGCCCACAGAAACUCCUUCUUCAAGGGCUUCAGGCGGAAGAAAACCUACUCCCUGGAAACGUGA
Molecule: messenger RNA, 945 nt
Organism: Notodromas monacha
Lineage: Eukaryota; Metazoa; Arthropoda; Ostracoda; Podocopida; Cyprididae
Source: the annotation of a GenBank genome assembly